This is a messenger RNA of Stomoxys calcitrans (stable fly), 1836 nucleotides long. RefSeq lists its product as uncharacterized. The record is from RefSeq and is a predicted model, not a curated record. The transcript has a single exon. NCBI's taxonomy places the organism in Eukaryota, Metazoa, Arthropoda, Insecta, Diptera, Muscidae. The coding region runs from base 1 to 1836 and encodes 611 amino acids.
AUGCAACAUUUGCAAAGACUUGUAUUAAUAUAUCUUAUAGCCGCAGUGCCAGUAUCAAAACAGUCACUGGAACACAAUUUUCUUACAAAUGACUUCGAUUCAAGCAAUGGCUGUAUAUCAACACUGCUGGCCGAGAUCUACCAGCAAAGUCCAUAUAAUACCAUAGUGUUAAUGAUAUCAAGACUAGAGGAGGAAUUUAGACUGCACACAAUACAAACAAAUUUGCCUAAAAUAAUAAUUACGAAAAGUCACACAUGGAACCUAAAGCAAAGAUUCAAUUCGGAAAUCAUUUCGGUUAUUGUUAUGCGAAAAAGAUGGGAUCACAAAUUGUUUAAGUCACUAGUACAAACCUUGGAUUUUAUGCGCCAGACGAAAAUUCUUAUAAUUGCUCAAUGGAAUGAAACAUCCCUUGGAAGUUAUUUCAAGGAGAACGUUUUAAGCAUUAGCCAACAAUUUAGAAUGACAAAAAUUUUUUUGGCAUUUAUACCAAGAAAAGAAGGAAAAAUCAAAUAUCUGUACAACCUCAACCCUUAUCCCAGAUACCAUUGGGUCUUGAGAACCCAUUUUCUAGAACCCUUUUAUCCCCAGCACUGGCGUAAUAUGCAUCGGAAAUCCAUUAUUAUCUUUGUUGAACAAACUAUGCCUCGUGUUUUUCUCUUUUUGGAUGGACAGGGUAAACUGCAAAUGAAUGGACCUUGGGCCAGGCUGAUACUAUUGUUUGCCGAACGUUUCAAUGCCUCAUUGCAUAUGUAUAAAAGCCCCGUAUUGGAUAAAUCAACAUUUUACACCCGAAUCGCUGAAUUGAUGGAGCAAAAUCUCAUCGAUAUUCCCAUAACCACCGAUGAUGGCCACGAUGGCAAAUUUCAUUUGAACUCAGCUCCAAUUGAAGUAACGCAAAUCAAACUUAUGGUACCAUGUCCAGUACCUAUCAACACGGGAAAGCUGUACGCAAUGGUUUUGAAUUUUGAGUUUCUUUGUAUUAUUUUCAUAUCUUCUUUGGUGUUUUCCAUUAUGCAUUCCCUCAUCGAUUGUCUAUUUGCAAGAUCAUUAGAUUUUUGGAGUUUUGUUUUGAAUGACAAAGCCUUACCCAGUGUCUUGGGACAAUCGUUCAUUGCCAGCAAGUCGCCAAAUCUAAGCUUGAAGCUGUUAUAUCUUCUCAUGUUUCUUAAUGGCCUGGGUAUAAGUAUUCAAUUUGCCGUAAGAAUAAGGAUGCUCUUCACCACCCCUCCAUACCACAAACCCGUAGAUAAUUACGAUGAACUCAAUCUAUCGCCUGUGCAAAUUUUAGCCACAAACGCCAUCUACUCGGAGCCUCCUUACCCGCUUAAAAAUGUGAUGUUAACUAACAAUAAUAGCUUCUUUCAAGAGGUACGUCGAAAUUUCAAUACCUCCUAUGGCUAUUACACGACCUCUAGUGUAUGGCCGAUGUUCAAGCGACAGCAGCAGGGUCUGACCGACAAGAUAUUUUGCCUCUAUGACAACUUGACCAUUAGAUCCACUUAUUCUUUUGCUAUACGCUUACAAAAGGAUUCGGAAUACAAGGAGCCUUUGGAUUACCUUAUACAUCGGGUACACGAUUUGGGUUUAAUGGAUGCCUGGCGUAUGACUACGUUUUCGGAUAUGCUAAGGACGAAGGACAUCUCAUUGUUAAGACCAAAAGCGGUUAAUAAUGGGCCAACUACAUUGCUGGUAGGAGAUUUGUAUUCGCUUUGGACAAUAGCAGCCACAGGCUGGGCAAUAAGUGGAGUGGUGUUUCUUAUAGAGCUAGCAUUAGGACAUAGAAGAAAAAAUCUGAAGAAAUUAUUAAAUAAUUUAAAAGAAUAUACAUUUUCUUGA